Messenger RNA from Clarias gariepinus (North African catfish), 776 nucleotides. It is a transcript of the gene ccdc12, whose product is annotated as coiled-coil domain containing 12. Bases 43 to 534 code for a protein of 163 amino acids. Gene Ontology annotation, cellular component: post-mRNA release spliceosomal complex; U2-type spliceosomal complex. NCBI's taxonomy places the organism in Eukaryota, Metazoa, Chordata, Actinopteri, Siluriformes, Clariidae. The record is from RefSeq and is a predicted model, not a curated record. The transcript has 7 exons.
GCCCCUGGCAGGACAGACAAUCGAUAUCAGAUAGACAUCAUCAUGGAGCAGGAGCCUGUGAGCGCCUUACAAGCGCAAGCUCUGAAAAGGAAAGAAAAGUUAAAAGCCCUAAGAGAACGACAGCUUCAAGGACGGGAACCAGCAGAGGGAGAACCUGAUUGCAAGAGAGCAGCAGAAGUAGAAACAGAAGAAAGACACAGAGACCUGAAGCUGAGAAACUACACUCCAGAAGAUGAAGAGCUAAAAGAAAGGCAGGUGCCCAAAGCUAAACCUGCAUCAGUGGAAGAUAAAGUUAAAGACCAGCUGGAAGCUGCAAACCCAGAACCCAUUAUAGAGGAAGUGGAUCUGGCCAAUUUAGCUCCAAGAAAACCAGACUGGGACCUAAAGCGGGAUGUUGCAAAGAAGCUGGAAAAACUUGAGAAAAGAACCCAGAAAGCCAUUGCUGAACUCAUCAGGGAGAGGUUGAAGGGGAGUGAAACUGAGCUGGCUGAUGCUGUUGGAGCAGUCGGUGUAGAAGAGGCAGAUUCGGACUGAACACAUAUGGAGGUGCACAUUCUGGGUCCUGAAGACGAGUGUAGCUCUCGAAUUUAGCCUGUGACAUGAACUGGUUCAAAGUGUUCAAGUUCAAAUGUGGCCAAUUCAGGAGUGACAGUAUGGCGGAUGUGUGUGUGAGUGAGAGAGAGAGAGAAAAAGAGAGUGAUGUACAAAGUUUUGUAUUCAUCCUGAAAUAUCCUAGGUUUCUGUUCAUUUGUACUUAAAUAAAUGUUUUUUUUCUA